AUGAAGCAAGUGAACAACGUAACAGAAUUCAUCUUGCUUGGCCUGACACAGAAUGCAGAGGCACAGAAACUCUUGUUCGCUGUGUUUACACUCAUCUACUUUCUCACCAUGGUAGGCAACCUACUCACUGUGGUGACAAUCACCACCAGCCCAACCCUGGACUCUCCUAGGUAUUUUUUUCUGUCUUUCUUGUCCUUCAUAGAUAGCUGCUGCUCUUCUGCCAUAGCCCCCAAAAUGCUAUUUGACUUAUUCACUGAAAAGAAAACUAUCUCCUUCAGUGGGUACAUGACUCAGCUCUUUGCAGGACAUUUCUUUGGGGGAGUUGAGAUCUUUCUGCUCGUGGUGAUCACAAUGAACAGGCAGGUGUGUGACCUCCUGGUGGCCAUGGCAUGGGUCGGGGGAUUUCUUCACACUCUGAUUCAAAUGCUUUUGAUAGUCUGGCUGCCCUUCUGUGGCCCCAAUGUCAUUGACCAUUUCAUCUGUGACCUUUUCCCUCUGCUAAAACUCUCCUGCACUGAUGCUCACAUCUUCGAACUCUUCGUUGUCACCAACAGUGGGCUGAUGUGUAUGCUCAUUUUUUCUUUUCUUAUUAGCUCGUAUGUCCUAAUCCUCUGCUCACUAAAGACUCACAGCAUGGAAGGACCGCGGAAGGCUCUCUCUACCUGCACCUCCCAUAUCACUGUGGUCGUCCUAUUCUUUGUUCCCUGUCUGUUCGUGUACCUUCGUCCCAUGAUCACCUUCCCUAUUGAUAAAGCUGUGUCUGUGUUUUAUACUGUGGUAACUCCCAUGUUAAACCCUUUAAUCUACACCCUCAGAAACGCAGAGGUGAAAAACCAUGAAGAAGCUGUGGAGCCAAAUAAUAUGGGAUAA
Molecule: messenger RNA, 870 nt
Organism: Saimiri boliviensis boliviensis (Bolivian squirrel monkey)
Lineage: Eukaryota; Metazoa; Chordata; Mammalia; Primates; Cebidae
Gene: OR4C5
Product: olfactory receptor family 4 subfamily C member 5
Biological process (GO): G protein-coupled receptor signaling pathway
Cellular component (GO): membrane
Molecular function (GO): G protein-coupled receptor activity; olfactory receptor activity
Source: RefSeq, a predicted model, not a curated record